Messenger RNA from Enterobius vermicularis (human pinworm), 996 nucleotides. Lineage: Eukaryota; Metazoa; Nematoda; Chromadorea; Rhabditida; Oxyuridae. The record is from the annotation of a GenBank genome assembly.
AUUGGUCAAAACAAUGAGAAAAUGGGAUUUCUUUUGGGUUUUCUCAAGGAGAAAAUGGAAGCUUUCGCAAAAGGAUUGGCUAUGAAGGUGGCUGCGAGUUCGAUGUUCUAUCCUUUUGCACACGUAAAAGUCUUAAUGCAACUUGGAUAUGAACCAUUUCCCUUGACAUUAGGGAAGAAGUUUGGCGUAGGGCAGGACGUGUAUUUUCUUCCAAAUGGCAUAUCCUACGCUUACAAGUGGACUUUUCUUUUUACUGGUCUUGAUGCACAUAUCUGCUACACGUUGGUUUCUGGUGCAGCAGAGUUUUUUUACAUGGAUCGGUACCAUCCGGCUUAUGGGGGGCCUCCAGUGAAUCUAGCGCGCUCAGAGGAUGAACUGAGUGAUGUCGAAAGCGCUCGACGCGCUUUACGUUCAACUAUCAGGAGUACAACUGCUCGUCUCGUAGCAACAGUUGUUGCAAGACCAUUUGCAGUAAUUAUGGUACGAAAGGUUGCUCAGGUAGUUGGUGGCGAGAAUAAGUACACUGAUGUUUUUUCAUCUGUACUUUUGGUUGGACGCGAAGAAGGGCCCAAAGGGCUUUUCUCGGGCCUGGUUCCGCAGUUAAUUAGCGAGUUCUUGACUAUUUUAGGGAUUAAUGGUCUUAUUUACGUCGCUGAAAGUUUAUUGAUGCUAAGUCGUAACGAAAAUUAUGAUAGUAGUGAAGAGGUACUGCGAUCUACUCGCAUGAUGUUGCACUGGACGACACCGUUGAUUGUCAACACUGUUGUUUACCCAUUUAAUGUUGUUUCAACAGUAAUGGCCAUUACAGGAUCGGGACUGGCAGCAUCAUUGCUACCUUACUCUCCUUUGUUUGGAAUGUGGCAAGACGCCUGGCAUUAUCUUGAUACGAAACAGGCACUUAACAGAGGAGCUCGCUUUUUCCUGCGCCAGCACAAAGGGCCUAUAACUGUUCAUUAUGAUGGAAACAUAUACGCUUCAAAUGCUCAUUUUGUUUAA